This is a messenger RNA of Cryptomeria japonica (Japanese cedar), 880 nucleotides long. RefSeq lists its product as uncharacterized. NCBI's taxonomy places the organism in Eukaryota, Viridiplantae, Streptophyta, Pinopsida, Cupressales, Cupressaceae. The transcript has a single exon. The coding region runs from base 60 to 749 and encodes 229 amino acids. The record is from RefSeq and is a predicted model, not a curated record.
CAAUUGUUUGUUUAGCGUGCGACCAUUUUUUUGUUGUGUUGGAAAAUCUUAGGGCAAAAAUGGCCGCUGGCUCUUCUGCAGUGCUGGGAUUGGUAGCCCUGAUGCUAUUAACGCCCCAAACCAGUGAAGCGCUUGUUUUCGUAUUUUCUAAUCACGCUCAAGGAACCUUCGGCGGCAACAGAUUCGAUCAAGAGAUCGGCCAGAGCGGAGCCUUUGAAAUUAUGGAGUCCUCUACUAAAUUUAUCUGGAACACCUUUCACCAGCAAUCGGCUGCAGAUAGGAAGAAUGUGGACAAGGUUACUCUCAUCGUCGAAAGCAUGGACGGCGUUGCAUAUACAAGUGCUGACGAAAUUCACCUGAGUGCAGAUUAUGUGGGUAACUACGGAGGGGACGUGAAGGCAGAAAUUAGAGGAGUUUUGUACCACGAAAUGACACACGUGUGGCAAUGGAACGGCCAGAGAAAAGCCCCCGGUGGGCUUAUUGAAGGCAUUGCAGACUAUGUGCGCCUCACUGCAGGGUUGGCUCCUUCCCACUGGGUUAACCCAGGCAGUGGAGACAAAUGGGACCAGGGUUACGAUGUUACUGCCCUUUUCUUGCAGUAUUGUGACAGUAUUAGCUCUGGAUUUGUGGCCAACAUAAAUGCUAAAAUGGCCUCCGGAUGGGACUUGGGGUUCUUUAAUGACCUCACUGGCAAAUCCGUUGAUCAGCUUUGGAGGGACUACAAGGCUAAGUAUGCUGUUUCCAGUUAAGCAAUAGGUUUCUUUACUUUUAUGAUGUAUUAUACCUAUCUAUUAAAUAAACUGAUCUCCAAAUGGGAAUUGUAAGUUCGGCCCCUGCAAUAAAAGGCAAAGGGGUUCCGUCUGGUAAUAAAUAAAAUUUC